AUGAAUCGGAGUAUGGAAGCUCAUGCAUUUCUUGUCAAAAAAGGUUUUAAAGUAAAGUCCUUUGGAACUGGUGAAAAGGUUAAGUUACCCGGCGCAUCAGCAGACCGACCUAAUUGCUAUGAAUUUGGAGUACCAUAUGAUGAUAUCUAUAAUGAUUUAUUAGAAAAAGACAAAACAUAUUAUACUCAAAAUGGAUUACUCCAUAUGUUGGAUAGAAACCGGAGAAUUAAACCAUAUCCUGAAAAAUUUCAGGUUUCUACGGAAAGGUUUGAUGUAAUUAUAACAUGUGAGGAAAGAGUAUAUGACCAAGUGAUUGAAUGGUUUGGUUCUAAAAGAUCAGUAUAUAAUCAACCAGUUCAUGUGAUCAAUAUAGACAUACAAGACAACCAUGAAGAAGCAACUAUAGGUGCAUUUUUAAUAAGUGACAUGGUUACAAAAAUGGCACAAAGUGAUGACUUAGACAAUGACAUAGAUGAAUUACUACAUGACUUUGAAGCCAAGUGUCAUAGGCCAAUAUUGAACUGCAUAAUGUUUUAUUAA
This is a messenger RNA of Parnassius apollo (apollo), 540 nucleotides long. NCBI's taxonomy places the organism in Eukaryota, Metazoa, Arthropoda, Insecta, Lepidoptera, Papilionidae. The record is from the annotation of a GenBank genome assembly.